GUGGACAUCCUCCAAAGGCUGGGGCUCAAGGGAGAGAAACCGUCACGUUCCAUCCGUCCGGGGAUCAUUCCGUUCCGAUCGGGGGUCUUCCUCACCCAGCAGGCGCGUGUGGAGGCCCCUGCCCGCUCAGUCAUACCACUGCCCUACUGGCCCGACCUGGCGCUUCUCCUGAGUGUGCGUUCCCACCGUGUCAACAACGCCUUCCUCUUCAACGUGCUCUCCGGCCGCGGCCGGCUCCUGUUGGGCCUGCAGCUGUCCCCAGGGCAGCUGGUCCUCCACACAGGGCCCAAGAACGCCGUCCCAUUCCACUACGACCUCCACGAUGGCCAGUGGCACCACCUGGCUCUGGACAUCCGUGGGCGGAGGGUGACUCUGUACUCUGCCUGCGGAAAGCAGAGCGUUCACGCAGACUUGACUUCGGCAGACAGAGAAGGCCUGGACCCUGAGAGUUCCUUCCUGCUCGGGAAGAUGGGCCAGGGCUCGGUGCAGUUCGAGGGUGCCAUUUGCCAGUUUGACCUGAUCCCCUCCUCCCAGGCAGCUCACAACUACUGCAGGUACAUUAAGAAACAGUGCAGGGAGGCUGACACCUACAGGCCAAACAUAGCGCACCUCCUGCCCCUCUUAACCCGAGACCCCAACAUCACGGCCAGCCUGGCUCCGCUUACCCCCCCAGCUCCCUCCGAGCUGAGCAGGAAGCCCAUGGGCAUGAACCUGGCAAGGAGCGCCACUGCAGCUGCCUCCGCUGUUAGGUAUGUGCUGCCGGCCAUCCUGCUAAAGCCCACCCAUAGGACCACUCCCCUGCCCGGUACUGUGAUGCUGCUCACGACACGGCCUGGGCUAGCCUUCCCGACCAAGGAUCAGACAGAGACCGUUACAGCACCACUCAGGAAUGGAGUCGCCCCUCCCUCCUCCCCCAAAACCUCCACCAUCACUCAGAAAUCCCCCAAGCCCACCCAUUUCAAGCCCACCAAUGUCAAGCCCACCCCUGUUAAGCCUGACAAUUUCAAGCCCACCCCUGUCAAGCCCACCCCUGACAAGCCCAUCUAUGCCAAGCCCAUCCUUGCCAAGCCCACCCCUCGCAGCGGCAGCAGCCCCAAGAAGACCACAGAGGGGCUUGAGGCAAAGAAGAAACCCUCUGUCACUGCAGCCGCUAAGCCUACCAAGAAGAAGCCAGACUCUGCCCUUCUAGCCCAUGGGGCAGUCAGCCCCGGGCCAAAGAAACCACCACAGAAACCGCAGCCUACAGCAGCCAAAAAGACAACAGCCCAGCAUAAAGUCACAGCCACUCGCCAAUUCAAAGCCACCAAUGCACCUGCCAAUCCAAAGAUAUCCAAAGCCACCAAUGCACUUGUCACCCAACGGCCCACCAAACCCACCUAUGCCCCCUUUACCCUCCCCACCACGGGCUGGUUGCAGACGUACGAUGUGGAACCGACCCAUUUUUCUCUACUAUUGCCAGGACCCCAAGGGCUAAAGGGUGAACCAGGCCUUGUGGUAAGAGCCUCUUAAUACUCUCUUCUACCGACUGUGUCAAGUCUUAAUGUUAUGCAUACUGUCAACGUAUUUGUGUGUUGGUUGGGUUGGGGUGGGUGUCAGGGGGUGGAAUGUGUAUGGAUGGGAUCAAAUUCUACUCAAGAGUUCUGUGUGUAUGCGGGGGGGGGGGGGGGGUGCAUAAGAGAUUGUAAUUAGUGCAAGAAAGCAGUGUACAUAUGUGUGUGCGUGAGUGUUUAUGUGCGAGGUGGAGGUGUGUGGCAGGUUGAGUUAUUUAACUCUCUGGAGUGGUGAAAGUGGAGCAUAUGUGAGCCCCCUCUCCCUCAUCCUACUACCCCUCUCCCAGACUCUAUUCCAGUCUGAUUACAGACCUCUACCCCUCCAACCAGCCUCACUGGGAACAAUCAUCGAGGCUCAG
Messenger RNA from Coregonus sp. 'balchen', 1909 nucleotides. NCBI's taxonomy places the organism in Eukaryota, Metazoa, Chordata, Actinopteri, Salmoniformes, Salmonidae. The record is from the annotation of a GenBank genome assembly.